This is a messenger RNA of Chaetomium fimeti, 1095 nucleotides long. RefSeq lists its product as uncharacterized. Bases 437 to 1018 code for a protein of 193 amino acids. The record is from RefSeq and is a predicted model, not a curated record. Lineage: Eukaryota; Fungi; Ascomycota; Sordariomycetes; Sordariales; Chaetomiaceae. The transcript has 2 exons.
GACAACAUCUCACCGCUCAUCUGACUGAGGAGAUCCAUGUUAUGGAGUUGCCCAGAAACUGCAGGAAACUGCCCAGGAAUUGCCCGAGAUUUCCACUUGCAUAACCCAAAUUCGAUGUGUGUGCAGGGCCUCGAUGCGCGCCAAGCCCCUCCCCGCAGCGCGCUUGGGGCUUGCACGUGGGGGUGCUGGUUGGUCGCAUGUAACGUUGGCCGAAGGUUAAACUCUCCGAUACCGCGAUGUCGUAGUGUAAUUUACAUGUACAGACGUACCUCGGAAUCCGACAAACGACGGGAGCUUCGGUUUCGAAUGGUUGGAUGGUGAUCUCAUCUCGAGUUGUCGGAACUUCUCGUGUUGACCGCGUCGACCGCAUAGCGGCAUCAGAAUUAUCCAAAUUCCAUCUGCUGCAUGUGAUUCAUGCCGGCUGUACGACAAUAAUAUGCAGUUUCUCAGCUCGAGGCUCGCGCAUGCAGAGCGCCGUCUCCUCAGAGCGAAGUUCAUCGUCAACCCCCCGGCCAACCAAUCCGUAUCAAGGCUACGUUUCUCAACGUCACGCCAAGUGCGGGCCUCAAAUCAAGUUUACGCCUGUGUCCGCAACCUCGACCAGUUCCACACCUACCAGCUCCUGUCCUCUUCCUCACGGACACCGUUGUUGACCCUAUGGACUACCUCGUGGUGCUCCACCUGCCGCAUCGUGGAACCCCUGAUCAAAGAGCUCAUCGAAUCUGGUGUUGGUGAGGCCGAGGGCGGCGUGGGCUAUUGCACCGUCGAGUUCGACAGCCCGGACGUAAUGUCGGCCGGGUUAGGUCUCACUUACAUGAUCAACUCGAUCCCAACGUUACUGAGCUUUGAUGCCGGUGAAGCGCAGAUCCAAACCAAGGUCUCUGACGGGAAGAAGCUGGCAGAUCGGCGGUUCCUCGAAGAAUGGAUCAAGAACGAGGCGAAACGGCAGGGCAACCGUGGGGGUGGAGGGCCGAGUGGGGGGUCGAACCUCCUCAGUAGCAUUUUCGGUACGAAGUAGACCCUGAUCACCCCCUUGCCGAAGCCGGCAUGGUGAUAGCAUGCAUACUUGAUCCGCGGCUGGCCCAGCCGAGUGAC